AUGUAUCUAAAUUGUUAUAUUGGAGAUCUAGGAUUAUCACAACCUGCAGAUGUUAGCUCGCAAAAUAAUGAAAUAUAUGGUGUUAUUCCUUAUAUUGCACCUGAAGGAAUCCUCCUGGCAAUAUUUGAGUUUGCUCAAACGUUGCAGAUAGAAGCAAAAGGUUAUGAAAUGGUUAACGAAAAAUUUUUGUAG
Funneliformis geosporum is the source of this 192-nucleotide messenger RNA. The record is from the annotation of a GenBank genome assembly. NCBI's taxonomy places the organism in Eukaryota, Fungi, Glomeromycota, Glomeromycetes, Glomerales, Glomeraceae.